AUGAAAAACAAUAUGAACACUCCCGUACUUCUACUUCUUGCCCUAGGGACCAUUCCAGCCCUAGGAUGUGCCAACGAUAUCAACCAGUUAUGCUCGAAAACGCCCUUCCCUGGCGUGUGUCUCUCGACUCUCCAGGCCAAUCCCAAGAGCAACGGCGCCACCAUCAAGCAGCUGGGCCUGAUCGUGGUGGCCAAGGUGGAAAACACCGUGAAGGUGGCCGAGAAGAAGAUUGAGACCGUGGUGGUCUCGAGGGAGGCCUUCAUUAAGGGCGAUUACAUAUUCGCAGAGCUGUACAUGACCGAUGCCUUGAAUGCCCUUGGGGAGUGCGAGGAUGGUUCCCGGCCGGGCAGUCACCGGUGA
Punica granatum (pomegranate) is the source of this 360-nucleotide messenger RNA. Lineage: Eukaryota; Viridiplantae; Streptophyta; Magnoliopsida; Myrtales; Lythraceae. The record is from RefSeq and is a predicted model, not a curated record.